This is a messenger RNA of Mastomys coucha (southern multimammate mouse), 3156 nucleotides long. RefSeq names its product ring finger protein 220 (gene Rnf220). The record is from RefSeq and is a predicted model, not a curated record. Gene Ontology annotation, molecular function: metal ion binding; ubiquitin protein ligase activity. NCBI's taxonomy places the organism in Eukaryota, Metazoa, Chordata, Mammalia, Rodentia, Muridae. Bases 493 to 2271 code for a protein of 592 amino acids. The transcript has 15 exons. Gene Ontology annotation, biological process: protein ubiquitination.
GUGUGUGAGUGUGAGAGAAUGUGUGCGUGCAUGUGUGUGUGUGAGUGUGUGUGCGCGCGCGCGUGUGUGUGUGCGCCUCCGAGUCCCUGGGAGAGUGGAGGCUCAUUCACUGAUUAGAGCCAGCGCUGAGAGGCAGCACUGCUCUUCUCUCACACCAACCGAGUCUCUUGAUCUGUACAUGCAAUCCCAGGCAGCUCGCGAGCACAAACCCGGGGCCAGCCGCCUGCUGCUGCUGCUGCUGCCGCUGCCGCCGCCACCGCCGCCGCUGCCCCCGCCGGCUCUGCGCACCCGGGACUUUUCAUGCACCACACUCUCCUCCGUCUUCUUACCUCGGUGUCCUGAAAAGUGCGACCGUUCUCCCCAGGAAUUUCCACGGUCUUCGAAGGGCAUGAUUCCCCAGUAAUAAUCUUCGCCCUGAUCCAAGGUGCAGGUUGCCCUCCCUCCCAGGGAAGACUGCUUCUUGUGUGACACCGGCCAUCCAAAGAGACUCCGAUGGACUUACACCGGGCAGCCUUCAAGAUGGAGAACUCAUCCUAUCUUCCCAACCCUCUGGCAUCCCCAGCGCUGAUGGUCUUGGCGUCCACUGCCGAGGCCAGCAGGGAUGCCUCCAUCCCUUGUCAACAACCUCGACCCUUUGGUGUACCUGUCUCGGUAGACAAGGACGUUCAUAUUCCCUUCACCAAUGGCUCCUACACCUUUGCCUCUAUGUACCACCGGCAAGGUGGGGUGCCGGGCACUUUUGCCAAUCGUGAUUUCCCCCCUUCCUUACUACACCUACACCCCCAGUUUGCCCCCCCAAAUCUAGAUUGCACCCCAAUCAGUAUGCUAAAUCACAGUGGUGUGGGGGCCUUCCGUCCCUUCGCUUCCACGGAGGACAGGGAGAGCUACCAGUCUGCCUUCACACCGGCCAAGAGACUCAAGAACUGUCAUGACACAGAGUCUCCCCACCUGCGCUUCUCAGAUGCAGAUGGCAAGGAAUAUGACUUUGGGACACAGCUGCCAUCCAGCUCCCCCGGUUCACUUAAGGUUGAUGACACCGGAAAGAAGAUCUUUGCUGUGUCUGGCCUCAUCUCUGACCGGGAAACCUCCUCAAGUCCGGAGGAUCGGAAUGACAGAUGUAAGAAGAAAGCAGUAGCGUUGUUUGACAGCCAAGCCCCGCUCUGCCCCAUCUGCCAAGUCCUGCUGAGGCCCAGUGAGCUGCAGGAACAUAUGGAGCAGGAACUGGAGCAGCUGGCCCAGCUGCCUGCCAGCAAAACUUCCCUUCUGAAGGAUGCCAUGGCUCCAGGCACCCCCAAGUCCCUCCUGUUGUCUGCUUCCAUCAAGAGGGAAGGAGACUCUCCAACGGCUUCCCCACACUCUUCUGCCACCGAGGACCUGCACCACUCAGACAGAUACCAGACCUUCCUGCGAGUGCGAGCCAACCGGCAAACCCGACUGAAUGCUCGGAUUGGGAAAAUGAAACGGAGGAAGCAAGAUGAAGGGCAGGUAUGUCCCCUGUGCAACCGCCCCCUGGCAGGAUCGGAGCAGGAGAUGAGUAGGCAUGUGGAGCAUUGCCUUUCUAAGAGGGAAGGCUCCUGCAUGGCUGAGGAUGAUGCCGUGGACAUCGAGCAUGAGAACAGCAACCGCUUUGAGGAGUAUGAGUGGUGUGGGCAGAAGCGGAUACGGGCCACCACACUCCUGGAAGGUGGCUUCCGAGGCUCCGGCUUCGUUAUGUGCAGUGGCAAAGAGAACCCAGACAGUGAUGCUGACCUGGAUGUGGAUGGAGAUGACACUCUAGAGUAUGGGAAACCACAAUACACGGAGGCUGAUGUCAUCCCUUGCACAGGAGAAGAGCCUGGUGAAGCCAAGGAGAGAGAGGCACUCCGGGGCGCAGUCCUAAAUGGUGGCCCCCCGAGCACCCGCAUCACACCUGAGUUCUCUAAAUGGGCCAGUGAUGAGAUGCCAUCCACCAGCAAUGGUGAAAGCAGCAAGCAGGAGGCCAUGCAGAAGACCUGCAAGAACAGCGACAUUGAGAAAAUCACUGAAGAUUCAGCUGUAACUACAUUUGAGGCUCUAAAGGCUCGGGUCAGGGAGCUUGAACGGCAGCUAUCUCGGGGGGACCGAUACAAAUGCCUCAUCUGCAUGGACUCAUACUCAAUGCCUCUGACGUCGAUCCAGUGUUGGCAUGUGCACUGUGAAGAGUGUUGGCUGCGGACUCUGGGUGCCAAGAAGCUGUGCCCCCAGUGCAACACCAUCACAGCACCUGGAGACCUGCGGAGGAUUUACUUAUGAGCUAGCUGGACAGGCAGGCCUUGCCUCGAGCAACCCCCCUGCCCCAGCCUCUGUAACAGUGACUCUCCCUCUCCCCUUGUACAUACUUGCACACAGGUUCCCCGUGUACAUACAUGCACAUACACACCCAAACACACAUAGAGGACUCUGGAGCCAGAGUGGAACAGCCCUGCCUGCUUGUUCCUUCUGAACUUGGGGACCAUGCCUCUUUGGGCUCUGUUUCCAGAGUGGGCAGAAGGCUGGUUAGGGAAGUAUAGCGGUGCAAGGCUCCUGAGAUCCAUCCCCUAGACUGACUGACUGACAGACAUGCAAACACCAGACUGAAGCACAUGUAAUAUAGACUGUAUGUUUACAAUGUUGUGUAUAAAUGGGACACUUUGCCCUCUACCACCUCCCCUUUGGUUGUAUGAUUUUCUUCUUUUUUAAUGACUCCUGGAGGCAGUGCCCCCUUUGGAGCUGGCUGGGAGCUCGGCUCAACCACCUCUUAGGGCGCCUGCCUCUGUCUCUCCCAUGGCAUCCCUUCCCUUUCCCAUGUGCUCGGUGUUCAGUGGUGUAUAUUUCUCCCAGACAUGGGGCAUGCGCCCCAAGGGAUCUGAUCCCCUCCUUAGUCUUAGCUCAUGGGGCUCCUGAGGAGCUGGGGGCAGGGUGGAAUGGGACGGAGCAGGAACAGAGGCUGCAGUUGGGCUGGCUGGCUGAGGGUGCCUGACUGCCCAGCCUUCUGUUGAGAACAACCCCUGGGGUAGAUGUGCUCUCAGGGGGAGUGCUGGCUCCCUGCCCCUCCUGUGGGCCCUAUGGUGUGAUGCUGUGUCUGUAUAUUCUAUACAAAGGUACUUGUCUUCCCCCUUUGUAAACUACAUUUGACAUGGAUUAAAACAGUAUAAACCA